GAAGAGGAUGAAGAGGAGUUGAAGGGGAAGGGUUAAAGAGGAUGAUGAUGGCAACAUCCGCCCUUUGCUCCCUCAUCCAGCGUUCCCACCUACAAGUUUUGGCAGAGAUGGGAACAAGUGUCUCCCCUGUUCCUGCUGGCGCUUUUUUGGAGACCUCUGCGCAUCAAGUGGAACAUGCUGAAGAUGGUCUACCCUCAGCCUCUCAAAGGUCAAAAAAGUCUGCUCCUUCAACCUCAGGCCUUGGCUUCUCCACAAAUAGAAGCAGGGAAGAGAGCGACACGGUGCAGGCAAGUACGAAAAAGCAGAAGUGGAAUUGUGAGGACAGCCACAAUGAGUUGGCGGCCUCGACUUCAAGCCUCGGCUUCUCCACAAAGAGGAGCAGGGAAGAGAACAACACAGAGGAGGUAAGUAUGAAGAGGCAGAAGUGGAAUUGUGAGGACAUCCAUGAGUUGGCUCCUUCGACUUCAGGCCUCGCCUCCUACAGGAGCAGGGAAGACAGCCACAGGGAAUCAGCCCCCCCUGCUGAAGAUGGUCUACCCUCAACCUCUCAAAGGUCAAAAGAGUCUGCUCCUUCAACCUCAGGCCUUGGCUCCUCCACAAAGAGAAGCAGGGAAGAGAGCAACACGGUGCAGGUGAGUAUGAAAAAGCAGAAAUGGAAUUGUGAGGACAGCCAUGAUGAGUCAUCGGUCUUGACUUCGGGCCUCGGGUCCUACAUGAGCAGAGAAGACACCCACAGGGAGUCAGCCCCCUCCACUUCAGGCCUCGCUUCCCAGAGGAGCAGGGAAGACAGCUACAGGGAGUCAGCCCCCUCCACUUCAGGCCUCGCUUCCCACAAGAGCAGGGAAGACAGCUACAUGGAGUCAGCCCCCUCCACUUCAGGCCUCGGCUCCUACAGGAGCAGGGAAGACCGCUACAGGGAGUCAGCCCCCUCCCCAUUCAGGAAAUACUGGAUGGGCCCUUUUGAUUACCUGAGAGGAACUGAAGACAGUGACUCUGAUUAGGACAGAGUUUUGGACUGUUUGCUGCAGGAUUUGAAAUUAGAUUAGACACCGACACAGACACACAGACACACAGACACACAGAACACGACACACAGACCACACACACAGACACACAGACACACAGAACCACACACACACACACACACACACACGCACAGUGACAGAUUACCAGUGCCUUAUCCAGGAGUACUUGUUCUUUCAUUUUUAAACUAAGCUGUAGAUGCCUAUACAAGAGGUAAGUUAAAAAUGACAGCAUUAGCUAUGCAAAAAAUAAUUACUAACAUUAAUUAAAGUCCCCAGCUAAUUAUCUUCUUUUCAUAUUCUAUUAGACUAAACAUUCAGGAUCUCCUUGACGACAGAGAAGACGUGUCUACUCCGGACCAGAUGAGAGUGAUGGAUGACCACAGGACCAGCAGGAGAGCGGCAGCCGCCUUUCUUUCAGUCUGCUAAGACAGGACUCACACCCCGGGCAGCAGAGAGUAGACGUCAACCAACCAAUCACCCCAGGCAGACCACUGACCCACUCUCAGAACCUGCUCCCAGGCACCAAGCCCUGUCUGAAGACCCAAUGAGGACAGUUCCACCCCAACCCCCACCUACACCACCUUCACCUGCCAAGAGGAUGAUGACCGCCCCAGCCCGACCAGCACAGGCGACGUUGUUACCGUCUGCUUCUUCUUCUGUGGGUCCGGGAUGCUCUUCACAUACACAGGAAGCUGUCACCACAGACACUUGAGACUGAAUGAAAAUAUAAUUAGUUUAAACUGUUUAUCUCUGAACCAGUGUGAAUGAUUACCGUCCUGUGGCCCUCACCACGGUAAUCAUGAAGUGCUUCGAGAGACUUGUUCUCCAACACAUCAAGAACUACCUCCCCCCCGAUCUGGACCCCUAUCAGUUUGCCUACCGCACGAACAGAUCCACAGAGGAUGCCAUCGCCGUAGCUUCCACUCUGCGCUGAGUCACUUGAAGCAGCAGCAGAGCUACGUCCGGAUGCUCUUUGUGGGUUACAGCUCCGCUUUUAACACAAUCAUCCCGGACAUUCUCAUCUCCAAACUAGUCACUCUAGGCCUCCCCCCUCUCACUUGUGCCUGGAUAAAGGACUUCCUCACAAAUCGGCUCCAGACGGUGAGACUGGGCCCCCACCUCUCCUCCACUCACAUGUUGAGUACUGGCUCCCCACAGGGCUGCUUGCUGAGCCCCCUCCUGUACUGCCUCUACACCCACGACUGCAGUCCCGCCCACAGCAACAACCUACCGACCUGGACUCCAACCUGCUGCUGACCUUCUACCGCUCCUCAUCGAGAGCCUGCUGACCUACUACAUCACUUUUUUGUACGGCAGCUGCACCGUGGCAGACAGGAGAGGCUGCAGGGUUGUAAGGUCAGCACAAAGAUCAUUGUCUGCCCUCUCCCCUCCCAUGAUGGACAUCA
This is a messenger RNA of Etheostoma spectabile (orangethroat darter), 2431 nucleotides long. RefSeq names its product putative protein TPRXL. The record is from RefSeq and is a predicted model, not a curated record. The transcript has 2 exons. NCBI's taxonomy places the organism in Eukaryota, Metazoa, Chordata, Actinopteri, Perciformes, Percidae. The coding region runs from base 42 to 1001 and encodes 319 amino acids.